AUGAAGGGCUUCCUGCGUGGUUUCGUCGGAGCAGAACCACAGCCAGAGAGCGCUGUGGAGGAGAGCGAGAAGAGGAGCGAGGCCAAGGCCGAGGAGGAGGUCGCUUUCUCCGUCUGCAUGUUGUCGGGCUCGGUGCUCGAGGUCCGGUGUAGCAAUGCGACGGAGUCGGUGUUGGAGCUGCGGCGGCGGGUGGAAGGACAGCUGAAGCUGCCCUCCUCCCAGGUUUGGCUUCAGAACUGGCUGGCCUGCUGGCUCUUCAACAGCAGCAUGAGCCCCAUCCUGGACCACUGGCCUGUGAAGGACGUGCCGGACCGGUUCCUGACGGGGUUGGUGGUGAAGAACUUGCGCUUCGGAGACACACCGCCAGAGGACUUCAGCACGGUGACCAUCCAGGGCUUUGGUUCCAUGUGCAAUCGCUACAUGGACGUCUCCUGUGAAGGGACCUUGGCCACCAACCCUCAACAGGAAGACAACCGCGCGGAGCUGUCUCAAAGCUUUCGACCCGAAGAUCUGCCUGUGAGCUUUAGCGUGAAGAUGCCCGACAGCGGUGGCUACGCCCACUUCCUCUACGUGCGGUGUGGCACGGAGGUGGUGGCCAUUGAAGCAAACCAGCCUGAGGAGUUCCUGGUGAACAUCAGCCAGGAGGAGUUCCAGAUCAGCCGACCUGAUGUGUCGCCUGUGGCAAAGCCGCUGGACAUCCUAAAGAACGGCACUGCCUUGCGCUUUGGAGUUUACUUGCCUCUUGGAGCAAAAAGGCGCAUCGAUUGCUCUUUUGGGGAUCCCGAAAAGCAGAAGUCGCCUGAAUUGACCUGGGCCGCGGCCGGGCGGAUUGCACACCUCGGGCAGGCGAAGAAGUGGCCCGAAGCGCUGCACGUGCUCAAGGGCCUCACAGAGGUCGACGUUGGCCUCUUGGGCGCUUUGCUCACGGCGCUCGAGCGGGGCAGCGCCUGGGCAGCUGCACUGCAGCUGCUGGACGACUGCGCCAGGCGCCGCUGGGCAUUGGACGGAUGGGCCUACGGCGCCGCCGCCGCGGCCUGCGAGCGCAAGCACCAGCGUCGCGCCUCGGAGCGGCUCCUGUCGCAGCUCUGGUCGAAGACGAAGACGGAAGCGGACGUGCUGCUGGCCUUCAAUGGCGCGCUGCGUGGCGCAGCUUCCACCCGUCGCGGCGACGCGCUGCUGGCGCGCUUCGUGGCGCAGAGUGGGUGCCCGGACAUUGUCUCCUACAACACCCUCAUGAGCUCCUGCGAGCGCGAGCAACAGUGGACGAAGGCUCUUUGGCACCUGGCGGUCCUGCGGCGCAGAGCUUUGCAGCCGACGGUCGUUACCUUUUCCACAGCGAUCAACGCAUGCGCCAAAGGAGCGCAGUGGCCUCGAGCCUUAGGCUUGAUGAUGGGCCUGCAAAGCCAGGAAAUACAGCCCAACGCUGUGACCAUCGCUUCGUGCAUGGAUGCCUGCACCCGCGGGCGCCAGUGGCUGCUGGCUUUUCACCUCAUGGAGAGGUCCAACGCCACCAACACUGCUGUGCUGCAUGUCUUUUUGCAUAGCAUGGCUGCUGGCAGUGCCUGGGAACAGGUCCUGCAGACAUUCGCCACCUUUGAAGGCUACAGGAACGCCGAGGCCUUUUGUGCGGUCUUGGUGGCGUGUGCUUCCUCGACUCAGUGGAGGCAUGCGCUGCAUCACUGGAAGGAGAUGGGAUGUGAAGUUUAUGUCGGCCGACCGGCUUGGCACGCGGUGCAAAGCUGUUUGGCCUCAGCUGCACGCUGGCAAGAGGCGCUUCAGUUGCUUUGGACAAUGCAGGUUCCACCCGAUGUAGUCAACCACCUCACAGUGGCACGCGCGUGCAUCCAAGGCGGCCAUCCAGAUGAAGUCUUUGGGCUGCUGCCACCUUUGAGAGGCCGGGCCUUGUUGACCUUGCUAUGCCGAGAAGGUCAAUGCGACCUGGAGCUGUCAACAACGUUGGAUGAUUAA
Molecule: messenger RNA, 1968 nt
Organism: Durusdinium trenchii
Lineage: Eukaryota; Dinophyceae; Suessiales; Symbiodiniaceae
Source: the annotation of a GenBank genome assembly